UAAGGACAAUGGUCAAGUUAGGUUAUGUGGAGAUUACAAGGUGACAUUAAAUCCACAAUUGCAAGUAGCACAACAUCCAUUGCCAAAUCCUAAAGAUAUGUUCGCAACUUUGUCAGGAUGCUCAGUAUUUUUCUAAGAUAGAUCUUAGACAAGCAUUUCAACAACUAUCCAUGGAUGAAAAUUCCCAAAAGCUAUGUACUGUAAACACACAUUUAGGGCUGUAUCGUCCAAAAAGACUUCCCUAUGGUGUUGCUAGCAGUCCAGCAAUAUGGCAGCAAACAAUGGACAAAAUAUUUGCAGGUAUGUCAGGAGUAUUCAUUUUCAUUGAUGACAUAUUAGUCGCUGGCAAAAACAAAAAAGAGCAUAGAGAAAGGUUACGUGCAGUUCUAAAGAAACUAAAAGAACACAAUAUCAAGGUCAACCAGAGUAAAUGUAUUUUAGAGGUUGACUCGGUUGAGUAUUUAGGCUUUAUUGUAAAUGGUAAAGGUAUUCAUAAGACUCAAGAUAAGGUAAAUGCAGUGCAGUCAGCAAAGUUACCAGAAAAUGUCAAGGAAUUGCAAUCAUUUUUAGGUUUAGUAACAUUCUAUGGUAGUUUCAUUCAAAACUUAGCAACAAUUGCACACCCAUUGUACAAUUUGCUGAACAAAGAUGUAAAAUGGAAUUGGACAAAGGAAUGUCAAAAUUCUUUUGAAAGAAUCAAAGCAGAAGUGACAUCACCCACAUUCUUAGUACAUUAUCAAAUGGAUUUGCCAGUAAAGUUGGUUUGUGACGCCUCAAACAUAGGAUUAGGUGCAGUACUAGCACAUGUAAUGCCAGAUGGUACAGAAAAACCAAUAGCUUUUGCCUCUAGGGUAUUGAACAAAGCAGAGAGAAAUUACUCACAAAUAGAAAAGGAAGCAUUAGCACUAGUGUAUGGAGUGAAAAAGUUCACAUUAGUUACAGACCACAAACCAUUAUUGAUGAUUUUAGGUCCAAAGGCAAGUUUACCGACGUUAGUAGCUGCAAGACUACAACGUUGGGCAAUCAUAUUAGCGGCAUAUGAUUACAACAUAGAAUAUAGACCAACAUCUAAGAUGGGUAAUGCAGACGCUUUGUCGAGAUUGCCUGUAGACAAAGCACCAGAACAAUAUGAGGAAAGUAUUCUUUUGAUUUCUGCAUAUAAUUUACCUAUUACAGCUAAGGAAAUAGCACAAGGUACAAAAAAAGACCCAGUACUUUCAAAAAUAAUGCAGAGUCUAAUAACCGGCAGAGAUAUUUGUGAAGAAGAUGCCAAUUGUAAACCAUACAAAGAAAUUUGGAAUGAAUUGAGUGUAGCACAAGAAUGUAUUUUGAGAGGAUCAAGAGUAGUGAUUCCAAAUGCAUUAAGAAAUAGAGUUCUAUCAGAAAUACAUGCAGACCACCAAGGUAUUGUCAGAUCAAAGUCAAUUGCUAGAACUUAUGUUUGGUGGCCAGGUGUUGAUAGGGACAUUGAAAAUUUGGUUAAGAAGUGUAUGAAUUGUGCAUUACAACAAAACAAUCCAAAACCAACACGAAUGCACCCAUGGGAAUUACCCAGAUACCCGUGGCAACGUAUACAUGUAGAUUUUGCAGGUCCAUUUUUAGGAUACUCAUAUCUAAUAUUAGUAGAUGCAUAUAGUAAGUGGCCAGAAGUUAUACCAAUGCAAACAACUUCAUCGGUAGCAACUAUAAAAUCACUCAUGCAAAUCUUUGCAACGCAUGGUUUGCCAGAAAGAAUAGUGACAGACAAUGGCCCACAGUUUACUUCACAGGAGUUUAAGGAAUUUCUGAAUGUAAAUGGUAUACAACAUACAUUAUCAGCAACUUAUCAUCCAUCCACGAAUGGUGAAGCAGAAAGAUUUGUUCAAACUUUCAAACAUAAUAUGAAGUGUAGACAAGCAAAUUCUGGUAGUGUAGCAUCUCACAUUGCAAAGUUCCUAUUAUCCUAUAGAACAACCGUACAUAAUACUACAGGUGUAACACCAUCUUAUUUGUUGAUGGGGAGGAGGAUCAGGAAUAAGUUAGAUCUAAUGUAUCCAAGCUUGCAGAGUCAGUUAGAACAGAAAGGUUAUGAUCAAGUAAAAAAACUUCCCUAUGUAAGACAUUUCGCUGCUUCAGGUUAUGUCAUGGUAAGGUCAUACAAUACACCAGAAAAAUGGGUACAAGGAGAAAUUGUCAGGAAGAUAGGUAAUUUACAUUAUGAUGUUAAUGUCGGUGGAAAGAUUGUAAAACGUCAUGUUGAUCAGUUGCAGUCAUUUAGUACAAAUCAUACAGAAGUACAAGUUUCAAAUACCUCAAACUUAAAUAACUCAGAUGUGCAAACUGCUCACCAAGAUGUUCAAAAUCAUGCAACAGCUCAGAACACACCUAUAGUACUCCCUAACAGAAUGAGUAGAGGAAAACCUCCUGAAAGAUUAGAUUUGUAAAUGUGAGGAACAGUUGUUUCUUAGUCACAGGUAAAGGGGGAGGAGACUGUUAUGUAUGCAAGACUUUAUGUAACGAGCGCGGGAAAUCUUAGCUCCGCAGACACGUUCAGUUCAAAGCUAUUGCACUAUGUUGCAUAAUGUGUAAAUGUUAUAAGUAUAACCAAUUAUUAUUGUGUUAGUAUCGAGUCCGACACAGAGGCUUCGAUCUUAUAAAUUCUACCUCAUGUAUGCAGGAUAUGAUUCCUUAUUGUGUAUCGAGCUUCGAUGCUCAUAUGUUUGUUAUGAUUCUAUUAUAUACGCUUAUUGUAUUUUGUAUAUUAAAACUACCCGCCUUCUUCAAUGUAGUUUAAGCCAAUAAACACCAGCAAGAAAAUAUUGCUUUAUUAUCGCCCUUCAUCCCGGAACCUCGGCGACGAGAAAUGGAAUAUUACAUCCAAUACUAAAACACCAUCUUUCCCUCUACCUACAGGUAAGAGUGAAGAAUUGUCGUAUGGUCAUAUAACUAAAGCAGACCCAAAAUAAUGACGACAAAACAAGUGGCAUCC
Macrobrachium nipponense is the source of this 2968-nucleotide messenger RNA. RefSeq lists its product as uncharacterized. The transcript has 2 exons. Gene Ontology annotation, biological process: DNA integration. The record is from RefSeq and is a predicted model, not a curated record. Gene Ontology annotation, molecular function: nucleic acid binding. Lineage: Eukaryota; Metazoa; Arthropoda; Malacostraca; Decapoda; Palaemonidae. Bases 171 to 2423 code for a protein of 750 amino acids.